AUGGAUGAAGUUUGUUCCACUCAACCUACUGACUUUAUAAAUAAUGAUGUAAUCAGUAAACCAAUGGAUAAGGUUCCUGUUUUAUGUGUUUAUGCAUCUGAAAAGAAAAUUAUGGAAUAUCCACUUGUGAAAAAGUAUGUAACUAUUGGGCGAGAUCCAAAAUGUGAUAUAUGCAUUAAAUCUUCAGCGAGUGAUUUUCUCUCUUUUUUUUACUAUUUAGAACUACUUUUUAAA
This is a messenger RNA of Schistosoma curassoni, 234 nucleotides long. Lineage: Eukaryota; Metazoa; Platyhelminthes; Trematoda; Strigeidida; Schistosomatidae. The record is from the annotation of a GenBank genome assembly.